UUAACUUUAAUAAAUAUUGUAUGUUUUUAUCAAAAGAAAUUAAAUCGACAACCAAAUUUGAUGUGAAAAGACACAUCUAAGGUAGUAGAUGCUUUUGGUAACACGGAUAAGAAGUCAACAGUAAAGACUAAAAAGGGGCAGAAGUGAUGGAUGAUAAGAAAAUUAACAGAAGUGAUGCCGGCGAACCUGGAAAGGCAAACAUUUCUAAACCAAAAGACGUGAAAAUAAGUAAUUAUGUAAAAGCAAAGGAUAGCUUCAGUAAACCUGAUCGUGGCGAUAUAGUUGUUGAAAAGAAUAAGGAAAACAAAAUUGAAAGCCAGUCAAAGGUUACUGAAAAUAUUUUAACUAAAGCUAAUGAAAAAAAAGUUACUAUAAAGAAAGCAGAUGCUAGUAAAGAUAAAAUGAAAUUGUCCAAUGGCAAUAACUUACGGGAGACGAAAUAUAACAAAAUUAUGGAAAGCAUAAAUAAAAUUAUAGAAGAAAAUAUUCAUUUAAUAAAUACGAAUACUAAAUCAACUGAUCCUACACGUAAAGUCGUCGAAGAAAGUAGCAAAGUGGCUGGUGAAAGUAACAUUAAUAAACAGAACACAAAACUCAAGGAACCAGAGAAACAAUACAAGAGUGAAGCAGCUAAAGAUGAUGCGGCUCUUGUAGACUUUCGAAAGAAAGCAGAUGGUUCAAAGGCACCUCUCGAUGUAGUGAAGACUAGUAAUGAUGUGAAAAAUAAAUCACUCGUUAUUAAUCUACCAAAACAAGUGAGCGGUUGCAAACUCGAAGAGAAACCAAAGGUGUCGAAAGAUCAAGUAAGUCCACAACCGAAAUUAAACAGUUUCCAACAGAGAAAAGCUAGUCAAACAACUGAAAACUACGGCGUAAAACCAAUAAGAAAUAUUAUCCAUAACAAAAGUAACAGUACAAAAAUACAGACCGAAAAACCCAAAAUGCUAAAGAUUGAUUCGACAACAAGAACAAAAGAAAAUCACCACAAUCACACAAAGAAAUCAACUCUACAAAACGCAAAAGUAAAGCAUGUAAAGAGGAAAAAUGCCAAAAAAGUUGAGUCGCCAAAGAAUGGUUCACAAACAAAAUUAAUACCAAUGUUGGAAGACGAACACGCAAAACUAUAUUACGAAGCUUGGCUUAAUAAUACUGUAACAGUGACAGCACAGGAGCAGCAGAUUCUAGAAGAUGCUGCCCAGAGAUACCCAAGCGUACCUGUUAUAACAGAAAUGGCUUCCGAAGACUACACUGAUAAGAAAUUUACUGGAAUCAUCAAAAUCAAAUAUGGAAAAAACAUAAAACAAUCUUGUGAGCCUAGCAUUUCUAUAAAGUAAAUUGUUGGUUCUCUGUAGUACUAUAUUGUUUGUUCUCUAUAGUAGAUAUAUUGUU
Messenger RNA from Aricia agestis (brown argus), 1389 nucleotides. RefSeq lists its product as uncharacterized. The record is from RefSeq and is a predicted model, not a curated record. The transcript has 2 exons. Lineage: Eukaryota; Metazoa; Arthropoda; Insecta; Lepidoptera; Lycaenidae. The coding region runs from base 147 to 1334 and encodes 395 amino acids.